AUGGACCAGACAACAGCGGCGCGGACUGCUAGCCGUGACCUCACCACAGAAACAUCCUUAGAGCAACUGGAGAGAAUUGGGAUGGGCUUCUGCGGCAGCGUCUGGGCCGAUGUGAAUUCUUCAGCCAACCAGACUGCUUCAUGCAUGAAACGAGAGGAUGGCGGCCCUGGCAGAUCGAUAACCAACGAGUACCAUAUCCAUCGGCUCGUGAACAAUGCUGUCAACUCAAAUCCCCGACACGCCGCCAGCUUUCGCAUCCCUUUAUGUCGCGGUUUUCUCAAGAAAAGCGACGCAGACUGGUCGAAGAUCCUGUUGCGACUGCCACCAGGCUCCACGCCCUGCAACGCGCUGCUCAGCGAGAAGGUUCAGCCAGUGUCAGAGACCGCCCGAAGAUUGCUGGCGGUCAAUUACGCAAAGGACCAUGAUAGUGAGUUGAUUGUGGGCGACAAGAAGAACGAGCACUGCCUCAUCCGACCAUACCUUGGCCGCAGGAGACACGGCUGA
Molecule: messenger RNA, 504 nt
Organism: Fusarium falciforme
Lineage: Eukaryota; Fungi; Ascomycota; Sordariomycetes; Hypocreales; Nectriaceae
Product: DUF3669 domain-containing protein
Exons: 1
Coding region: 1-504 (167 amino acids)
Source: RefSeq, a predicted model, not a curated record